UGAGCUCUGGUGGUAAGUAAAAGUAGUAAACAAGUGUACGGUGCGAAUCGAGCUAUCGUCGACGUCGAAGCUGUCAAACAUGGCGAGAAUGUCGAUCUCGAGUGCUGGUCAAAAAUGUGAAUAGAGGUGUCGAGUUGUGGUGAGAUUCGUGAAUCUCGGGUGUUCUCGUCGUCGGCAGAGGCCGGCGAGAGAUGCGAUCGGGAGUUAGACUGUCAGGCCGAAAGUGAAUGUGCCGAGUGAACGACCCCGGCAGUUUUGCGGCCGGGAUUAAUGUGAGGGCAUGCCAAUUCGGGAACUAUGGGUGCUCAACAGACUAAGGAGAGAAUCAUUCCUGCCGGCUCUACCGCGCGACAGACGCGCAAACAGCCAAGAAACCUUAAAGAAUCGCGACUAGUUGGCUCCAAUAUAUUUACCGAACACAGCGAAGCUCUUUUGCAAAGCAGACCGCUACCUCACAUUCCGGCAUUACCAGAUGGUGAUCCUCCAAGCGGUUCCGGCAUUCAGCCAAUUUCACAGCAAGUAAAUAUACAACAACAUACAGGUGUUCCUUCAACAGGGCUUUUGGAAGCUGCAAACAGGUGGACCAGUAAGGAAAACCUUUUAGCUCAAGAGGAAGAUGAUCCACAGUUAUUCGUUGCUCUCUAUGAUUUUCAAGCGGGAGGGGAGAACCAACUCAGUCUUAAAAAAGGAGAACAAGUUCGUAUUCUGAGUUACAAUAAGAGUGGUGAAUGGUGUGAAGCUCAUUCAAGUACUGGUCAAGUAGGCUGGGUUCCUUCGAAUUAUGUUACCCCAGUAAAUUCUCUGGAAAAACAUUCUUGGUAUCAUGGAAGAAUAUCCAGAAAUGCUGCUGAAUAUUUGUUAAGUUCUGGGAUAAAUGGUAGCUUUUUGGUUCGUGAAUCAGAAAGCAGCCCAGGUCAACGUAGUAUUUCUCUACGAUAUGAGGGAAGAGUCUAUCAUUAUAGGAUUAACGAAGAUAGCGAAGGAAAGAUGUAUGUCACUACCGAAAGCAAAUUUAAUACUUUGGCAGAACUUGUACAUCAUCAUUCAAUGCUUGCCGAUGGUUUAAUUACACAACUACUUUAUCCUGCACCAAAGCACAAUAAACCCACUGUUUUUCCACUCAGUCCAGAACCGGAUGAAUGGGAAAUCAAUAGAACAGAUAUAGUCAUGAGACAUAAGUUAGGAGGGGGACAAUAUGGGGAUGUCUAUGAAGCAGUUUGGAAGAGGUAUAAUAUGACUGUUGCUGUGAAGACCUUAAAGGAGGAUACAAUGGCUUUAAAAGACUUCUUAGAGGAAGCUGCAAUCAUGAAGGAGAUGAAGCACAGGAAUCUAGUUCAGUUAAUAGGUGUAUGUACUCGAGAGCCGCCUUUUUACAUCAUUACUGAAUUUAUGAGUAAGGGGAACCUGCUAGACUAUUUACGGAACGAGAGCAAACAUCAAAUCAACGCAGUUGUUCUGAUGCAUAUGGCAACACAAAUCGCUAGUGGAAUGAGUUAUCUAGAAAGCAGAAAUUUUAUCCACAGAGAUCUAGCUGCUCGGAACUGCCUAGUGGGUGAAAAUCAUCUGGUGAAGGUUGCUGACUUCGGUUUGGCUCGUUUAAUGAGGGAUGAUACAUAUACUGCUCACGCUGGGGCUAAGUUCCCUAUAAAAUGGACUGCUCCAGAGGGAUUAGCUUACAAUAAAUUUUCUACAAAGUCUGAUGUAUGGGCAUUCGGAAUCUUACUGUGGGAGAUAGCAACCUAUGGUAUGUCUCCAUAUCCUGGCGUUGAUUUGGCAGAUGUCUAUCACAUGCUAGAAAAAGGAUAUAGAAUGGAGUGUCCUCCUGGAUGUCCGCCGAAAGUUUAUGAAUUAAUGCGUCAGUGUUGGCAAUGGUCAGCUGCUGACCGGCCUACAUUUAAAGAGAUUCAUCACUCUUUAGAAAAUAUGUUUCAAGAAUCGAGUAUUACCGAAGAAGUUGAAAAGCAGCUUCAAGGUGGAGGAGAAAUCCCUUUACUAUCAUAUAAGAAAUCUCAAACUGGUAGUACUGGAAAUAUUCAUGGGCUUGUUCUUGUCUCUGAACCAUUACCUUCUUCAGAAACUACUAGUUCUGUAACGAAACUGAGUACAUUCACGGGUGGUCUGACGAGUAAAAACAAUAGCAGCAUGGUGCAGAUGAGGCGUUCUACGAAUAAAAAGGGAAAACAAGCUCCAGCGCCGCCCAAAAGAACCAGCCUGCUGUCGUCGUGCAGUUCCUUCCGCGACUCCGCCUACCAAGAACAAGAUACUCAAAAUACAGAAUCGAACACCAUGAUACUUGACGACGCCACGGAUCUAAAUGGUAUUGAUAAGAUUCUCGAAGGUAUUGCGAGAGAUCUCGCGACGAUGGCUCAAGGAACGAUUGCUGCAGGAGGCUGCGAAAUCGAGGAGGAUGGAGAGGGUUCUCAGGGUACGGCGGAACCAAACUUCAUGUCCCAACCUUCGACGUCUCCGGAACCUAUACCAGGACUAGCUUGUUCUCAAAAACAGAUAAAGUCAAGACCUUAUCCAUCAAAAGAACCAUUACCACCAAAGGUGGUACAAGUAGGAGCACUAGAAGUACAGAACGUAAAACGGGCUAUUAAUCGUUACGGUACACUGCCGAAAGGUGCUAGAAUUGGCGCAUUUCUUGAAUCUAUACGUCAAAGCAGCAUGCCUUCGAAUCAAGAAUCAACUGCAGUAACAUCCACCAUGACACCCGGAUCGGUAGAACAACAUGAAGCUUCUAUCGACAGUUCUCAACAUAGAUCACUCUCACCUCGUCAAAGCAAUCUAAGGAGUCAACCUCAAAUGACCCGCAGCAAUUCUUCAAGCGGCGUUGUCAAUACUUACCAGCCUCCGAAUUCUCCUCGUGGCCGAGUAGUAGCUGUGAGAAAGAAUAACCAAUCCGAUGGUGUUGGUCUAAGAACAUUUCGGGUCUCAAGCAACUCCAAUUUUCGUACUGCAAGUCCCUCGCGGUCUGUUCAACCGUCGUUAGCCGAUUUAGAAUUUCCUCCUCCACCCGCUGAUCUGCCCCCUCCUCCGGACGAAGCCUUCUCUACUCCGGAACAGGUUGAUCUUCCGCCUCCUAUUUCUUGCGCAGAAAUCUCUCAAGUAAGAAAUUCUCCUCUCUCUAUACGAAAGGCUAAGAGCACUGAUUGGCGAACGAAGGAGGAUGACAAUGAACAACAGGAAGAUAGAAAUGAUGUUAGUAAUGCAGAGCCUUCUGUUAAAGAAGCCAGUUCAAGAUUCGGCGUUAAUUUGAGACGCAGAGAAACUCAGGACAGCGUAUCUAGGUCUUCUGAUAACAAAAGGACGGGGUUUAAAUCCAGAAUAGAAACGAUCGAACCUGCUGCGCCACCAGAAGAAGCACCGCCUCCUCCUCCACCGCCACCACCUCCGGUAUCGACGAAUACACCUCCCGAUAGUUUCGAACGUAAACCCGGCAUGAAAGAGAUGCUAGAACUGAAACUGAUCAAUGAAAUUAAACAGAGUGCAGAGACGAAACAUGGUACGACUACAAAGAAAUCUGGACUCACGAGCAGUACACCAUCUGCACCGUUGGAUCCAGCAUCGCAGUUACUUUCGGAACUCUGUGCUAGUUUUAAUAUGGAUUCUGGCCAGAGACACGCCCAAAACGAAUAUGCUGUAUCAACUCUGAAAACUAAUGAGGCGAUUCAAGAUCAACAGCAACAAACUCAUAACAUUUAUAAGGACUCGUCGAUAUCGUCUCCAGUGACUGAAUCUAUUCUCUCUAGUGGAAACGUUGGGUUUAAAUUGAAAAGAGUAGAUAAACGAAGCAAUCCGCAAAAGGAAGAGACAUCCGAUGGACAAAUAAUUGAUUUCAAGGCCAGAUUGCGAAAAGUUGAAAAUGCCGAGAAAGAGAAACCUACGGAGGAAAGGAGUAAUCUUACCGAACAGUCUUCAGAAUCGGAAGAACAACAAGACGAUAAACGCAGAAGUACUGGUAGUAUUAGUAGUUUGAAAAAACUUUGGGAAAACAAAGAGUCUUGCGAUAGCCAGCCACAUAGCCCAAAGCUUAGUGUUCGAGGAAGCGGUGGUAAAUCAGAGACACUUGACCAAACAGAAGAUUCGCCAGAAGAUCAUAGCGGAGCUUCAACCCGCAGUCAGAGUUCUGGUAGCAAAAGUGAUACUAGAUUAUGGCCUCCACCUGAGCCAGAAAAGCCUGUUGUUCCAGCAAAACCACUGAAACCUCUUUGUUCAUCGACAAAACAUUUCUGCUCAUCAAUAUACGCGACACCGAACUGCACGAAAUCUCAACAUACGGAGGAUGAUCUAAGCAAGCAGAAUACGGAUUCAAGAACCGCUAAACAGGCUGUAUUAGAGCUUUCGACAUUAAUUGAAAGCAGUGUGCUAAAUCUAAAAAGUAAUUCGACGUUAGUAAUGACCAGCUGGAUUCAACUCUCUGACAAGGUAGGGCUUUUGCACGGUAUGUGCACGAACCUCGCGGACAGUGGCAUCGCCCCGCAUGCCCGGUUUCAAUUUCGUGAGCUGUUAACCAGGUUAGAGCUUCAGGCACGACAGCUUCGCGCUGCAGGUACACGAAAUGUCGCAGAGAAUACGAGACUCCUCACUGACUUGCAAAACACAAUAAAAGAUGUGGUCAAUGCCGUGCAAAGAUAAACCGGGGAGUUUGACAACUGUUUUCUCCAUCCAUCUCCACCCUUGUUCUCGUCUUCAUUUCUGUUAACCAGAGUUUGAAAUAUUCGCGAGUUCAAGCUCGAUCGAACAUGUUUUAAGGACUUCUUCAAAGAUCUUUUAUUUCGUGUUUUCCCUUCCCAUGCUGAGUAUUAUAUUUCCCUGAAGUUUGUUAUCCCAUUUUAUUUGGGAUUCCUUUAGCAUGUUUCUUUUGUGUCGAACUUGAAAGUUCGUUUGCAAUACUUUCCCUGGAGAUGACUCGAUCGGAGUCUGAAUUAUGAUUAUGGAGAGCACACGAAGCCGAGAAUGCUUGAAAGCAAGGCCUCAAGCCGAAACACGGCCUCAGUUAAGAUAUCGGUUUGAUGGAAAAGUAAUAAGAAAGAAUGAAUUUAAAGAUGUAAUACUAAAUUGUCGAAGAAAAAUAUAUUCCAUCGAUAUUCAUUUCUUGUUAUAGACUGCGAUUAGUCAUUUUCGUUCGAAUUUAGAAAUAUUUUUAGUAUUCGGUUGAUAUCAAGAAAGAGGCCCGUAUAGCGCGCAAAAUGUAAUUCACUGAUAUUUUUUAUUAUUGAGUUUUCAAAUGAAUAAAUGAUAAUUCUUAAAAACGACAUGAGUGUAGGCGUACGAUAAAUAUAUAAGGAUCAGACGUACUGGUUCUUAAAAUUUUUUUAAUAAUAGUUUUAAACUUGUAGUGGAAGGACGAGCAAUCGCAGUUCAUUAAAACAAAAAAUAAAAAGGAUAGGUAACGCGUAUGUGUAGUAAGAAUAACAGCAAGAUGUACUUUUUGUAUACUAAAUACUUUUGAUUUUUCGGAAUAUACGUUAUUACUUUUACGUCGAUCCAAUAUUUAAUCUGCAUAAAUGAAGUUGUACGUGAAUUAUACACUCGUCCGCUAUACGAUAAAUGUGGUGAUUAUAGUUGUCGAGUAAAACGUCUCGGUGUUCUUUCAUCGAACUUUCUUACGCCGUGCUUCGUAAUAUCGUACGCAGUCUUAGGCUAGAUUAUAAAUCAUAAGUGCGAAACUUUUAAGCGAGUAAGCCAUUUUAAUGCGUGAGAGGAUGUAACAAUUUUUGUAUUUGUAUAGAAUAAGUCGAAUAACAGGUAUGCUUAAACAGUACAGUAAAACCUCGAUCACGCAAACUAAUCAGAGAAAUAUCGUCAAGUUGAUGGACUUCUCGAUUAAUCAAACGCAAUUUUCAAUCUCAUUGUAAUUAUAUUUUAUUCACUAUCUACUUCAUGCUGUAUUAUAAAAGCAGAUUAUGUCAUUACUCAUAUCACAGUUUCUGAUUUUAUUUUUUGACGCAGUAAUCGUAUAAGUGCGUAUAACAUUAAAGACUAUUUGCAUUAUAAUAGAACUUAUCAAAGUAAAAUAUUUAAUGCUCGUCAGCCCAAUGUAAUCAUCAUAAUACGAUCCAAUUCGUAUUUGAGUAAUCGAAAGUUCGAUCAAAUGUUUGAAUAAUCAAAAAUCGAGUUUAUUAUACGGUCAAAUAAAGUCGAAGUUCUACUGUACAUUACAUAUAUAAAUCAGCGGGUGUAAUUAAUCAAAUUUUGAAGCAUUUUAUUUUGUCUACGUUAUCACGUAGACGUUCUUCCAGAAAACGUUGACGGAAACCCGACUCCGGAUACUUCUUGAAGAACCUGAACAAAAUUCUUUAUUCACUUACAUUCUUCUUUACUCAUCGUUCACUUUCAGCAAUAAUAUAAUUGUGUUCAUUAAUUUUAAAAAUGAAAUAUUUGUGCAGAUUAUCUGUAAUAUAAUUUUAUUUCUUCGAGUUUAAAUUAUUUCAACGAGUUUAAGCAAGUGUUUGAAACAUUUCGAACUACUAGUGUAAUAAGUGUUGUUUUUGCAUUUUCUUAUUAUAGUCUUCCAUAGAUAGCUUCCGGAGUCUUCAUUUCUUUUAUUCCGCCACGUAAAAAUAAGAAAUACGCAACGAUAAUGAAAUGCCACCCUAUUCACAAGCAGUUUUUCCUUAUAACACUGCCUACGUUAUGGCUACUAGAAUACAUCGAUCGACAAUGCUAAUUAUGCGAACCGGACAUUUUCCUCUUUUCGGUCCGAUUACUCGAUUUCUGUUGCAUCGUUUGUACCUGUGAUACACCGAUCGACUUGUCUGUUAUCUUCAAAGAAAAAGAGAGAAAAAGAGGGAGAGAGAGGAUGGGAGGAGAAGAAAAACCUGAGCGAUCGUAUGAACGAAUCUUUGCGAAAUGAGAAGUCCUAGGUGUAUAGAUUUUUAAGUGGGAUUUUAUUCAAUUUCUAGUUAAUCAUGUAAAAGUACUCAAAGAAAUAUUAUCUGUAAAUACGUAAUUAUUUUCAAGAAAUCACACAUAAUAUCGUAUGAUUAAUAUCCAUGUACAACAUUUUAAAGCAUCAUUAGCCUAAUUAUAUAUCAUUUUUUUAAUACUACUUCUGAUUCUUAUUGAAUCGAGAAUCGUGUAUUACAAAGACUGUUUUAUCUAUUAUAGGCAGGUGUCUAACUGUGAAUUUUGUUAAUCUAAAAAUUGCAUGUUGUAUGUAACUAUAAAAUCUUGUUUAAUUAUUUUAGGGAUUAAGAAUAUUUACAAAUAUAAAUUAGAAUGGUAUUAAUAUAAAUAGGAAACAUGAUGUGUGAUUUCUUCAAAAUUUAAGUAAUUAUAGGCAAUAUUUGUAAAAUUUAUAAAGGAAUGUCAUGAACUAUAGAUUGAUGGAUGUUUCAUUCAAAAAGCUUUAUACCUAGAAUUUCUCAGAAUUUUAUUAAUCAGUGGAUGUUUAAGUUGAUGAGCCAUCAAAGGAUAUGAAAUCGAUGUUUUAUACAAUAUGUAUCAUAGUAACAUUUAUGUCUAAGUAUUUAUAUCUAUAUUUAUUUUUAGUUCUUUCUCGUGUAAAGUUAUUCCUAAAUGAUCGACCAACGUACUGAUUCACUAAUACGGAAAUUUUAAUAUCGCUUUAUACAUUGAUAUAAGACCGACGAUAGAAAUAAAAAGGAAUAUUGAAUCAAAUAGUUCUUUGAGAAAAUGGAGUAUAUACUUAUUAUUUGAGAUUUUAAUUCACAUUGUCUGGCACUUCUUGCACUCGAAAACAGUCACUUACAAUUUUCCACUUAUCUCCCAUUGCUGUUAUAAGAAAGCUUUGAUUGAAUGGUUUUGAUGUCUUAUCAUCGUAUUUUACUUGUCCACCAACCUUUACAAGGAAUGUCAGCUGAUUUGCCACUUCAGGACCUAUAAACGCAUAUAUUAAUAUACCUUGUAACAUUUAUUCAACCAACAAUGCAUUGUUGUAUACUAGUAUCAAAAUUCACCUGUUAUUGGCUGAGCAUCUAACGUAAAUACAUUAUGAUCAGAAGGUGGCAAAUCUGUCCAAAAUUUUUGUAUAUUAUCUUUGCCAUCAAUACCAUUUCCAUUCCAAAUUAAAGUUGCAGUAUCCAGAUAUAACCUUGAUAUCAGCUAAAAAUGCUUCCAAGUUACUUAUUGCAAACCCAUUUUAUUUACUUAAUUUAUUAAUAUUCAUGAGACUUAGACAUUUCUCGAAAUACACAUAGUUCGUAGAUUUUCUAUUAUUUCCCAAUUAAUAAUAUAUUUUACACACAUAUGUAAUGAUAAAUUUACUUUUCCAAAAUAAUAAAUUCAAGCAUUAUUUGAUAUUAAAGAACUUACAUAUCUACGUUUGUCUAAACUUUCAUAAUAAAGCUUUGUAAAUUCCUCAGCUGUUCGACAAGCUUGAUCAAUCUUACUCUUCAAAUCCUAUAAACCCAUAAAGAUCAAUUAUUCUAAAAAAUUAUUAUUCACAAUAGACAAAAUAAUAGUUUUUGAAGUACCUGUUCCAUAUUUCAUAACUAUUAAUUAAACCACUUCUAUAGAAGUUCAAUGUUUUGUUUAGUGUGUUGUUACAAAAAUUGAAAACAUAACCUCUGCAAAAGAAACAAAUUUAUUAUAAUUAAACUACAACAAUAGGUAUUACAGUUUUUUAUUAAGAGAUCAUCUACUUUGAAGUAAAUAAAAUUUGCGAUGCAAGUUAUUUUUGUACCUUUUAAUAAAGUUACAAGAAUAUUACAUUUUUUCACUGAAGAAGCGUACCUGUUAUGACUGCAUUAACCUUUCUUUUUCGAAUAUAUAAUAAAUUAAAAAUAUUAUUAUGAAUGUUUUUCCACAUUGAAAGCA
Messenger RNA from Nomia melanderi (Alkali bee), 8784 nucleotides. It is a transcript of the gene Abl, whose product is annotated as tyrosine-protein kinase Abl. Gene Ontology annotation, molecular function: non-membrane spanning protein tyrosine kinase activity; protein binding; ATP binding. NCBI's taxonomy places the organism in Eukaryota, Metazoa, Arthropoda, Insecta, Hymenoptera, Halictidae. The record is from RefSeq and is a predicted model, not a curated record. Gene Ontology annotation, biological process: protein phosphorylation.